GAGAGAGAGAGCGAGUACCUUUUCUUAUUGCAAAACGUAAAACAUGUCGCAUCAAAGUGGAAUUCGAGUGUCCGAAGAAUUAGCAAAAACGUUUGCGGAUGCCGUCGCUAGUGGCAACACUCGUAUUCUUCGUGUUUCAAUUGUCAAAGAGUCGCUGGAGGCCAAUGGCACCAUUCCUGUCGACGCAUCUUUUGAACAAGAUUACAACAAGGUCCUUGAGUACCUUGAAGAUUCGACACCUUCUUACAUUUUGAUCCGACUCGAUGACAAGGCCAGCACUGGGGAAUACAACUGGCUGCUUGUCAGUUACGUUCCUGACAAUGCCAAAGUUCGCGACAAGAUGCUCUAUGCUAGUACACGUGCCACUUUGACCAAAGAGCUAGGUGACAACCGAUUUACUGAUAGUGUCUAUGGUACUACCAAGGACGAUGUGUCGUAUGAUGGAUAUAAAAAGCAUGUCGCACACAAGAAAGCCGAGGCACCCCUGACACAACGCGAGCGUGAAUUGGCAGAAAUUAAACAGGCAGAGGCCAAUACUGCAUCGGAUUAUCAAGGUUCUAGCUCGAGAAGAACCUAUGCACCCGGUAUUACAUUCCCCUUGACUGAUAAAGCACUCGAUGCCCUGCGGGAUUUGCAGAAAUCAAAAGACGAGCGCAAACACAAUUUUGUAUCCCUGUAUCUAGAAAAAGAAACCGUCGAACUCGACACUGUCUCCGAUGUCUCUAUCAACGCCGUUCACUCAACCGUCUCCGCAAAUGCUCCGAGAUUUACAUUCUACGCACUCACCUGUGAUGGCAACGAAGCUGUCUUGUUCAUCUACACUUGCCCCUCAUCCUCAAAGAUCCGUGAACGCAUGGUUUACUCUACUUCCAAAGCGAACGUCAUCACCAACGCCGAAACUGAAAUCGGUCUCCAAGUGACUAAAAAGCUCGAAACCAGCGACCCAUCCGAUUUGACAGAAGAUUAUUUGUUGGAAGAAGUGCGUCAUAUAAAGGCUUCAGCAGGACAUACAUCUGCUGGGGCGGGUGUUAGUGUUGUCGAGCAGCGAAUCCAGAUGCUCAGUGGACCCAAGCAAGGAGGUUUCAAGCGACCUGUUGCCCCCGGUAGACGAAGACCAGGCGGUACGGGUAGUGUGGCUGCUGCAGUAGCUGCCGCUGCCAACAACAAUAGCAACGAUGACGAUAGCAACAACAACAACAACAACGAUACUACUACGCCUACAUCCUCUACUACGGAUGAAACAGCAUCAAACGAAUAAAUAAAGAAU
Molecule: messenger RNA, 1267 nt
Organism: Zychaea mexicana
Lineage: Eukaryota; Fungi; Mucoromycota; Mucoromycetes; Mucorales; Lichtheimiaceae
Exons: 9
Coding region: 44-1258 (404 amino acids)
Biological process (GO): barbed-end actin filament capping; actin filament depolymerization
Cellular component (GO): actin filament; cytoplasm
Molecular function (GO): actin monomer binding; actin filament binding
Source: RefSeq, a predicted model, not a curated record